Molecule: messenger RNA, 2274 nt
Organism: Verticillium alfalfae VaMs.102
Lineage: Eukaryota; Fungi; Ascomycota; Sordariomycetes; Glomerellales; Plectosphaerellaceae
Product: pH-response regulator protein palH/RIM21
Exons: 2
Coding region: 1-1980 (659 amino acids)
Biological process (GO): cellular response to pH
Cellular component (GO): plasma membrane
Source: RefSeq, a predicted model, not a curated record
AUGGCUGCGAGCGUGAGUUCCUGGCUCGCGGCCGCGACGCCCACACCAACCCUCGCCUCCGUUGCUUCCAAAUGUGCGACAACGCUCUCUGUCGGUGCCGUCCUAUCCUUCGGCCCCGGCCACCCCUUAACCACGCUCACCCACGCCGCCAUUCUCGAGACGCCCUGCGCCGCGGGCCAGACGCCGACGUCCUCGUCAUUACCGUCCGUCCUGCUGGCCAACGCGGAGGGCAUCGAUGCCCUCGACGCUGAAACGAGCGGCGGCUCGCCUCAAUUCUCCGACUUUCGCGAUGCCUUUUACGAGUCGACCUUCCCCGUCUGCUACGUCCUCGCCGCCACGACUGUCACCGCCUACAUGCUCGUCAUCAUGCUCUUCGUCACCCCACGCUCCUUCCUCGACGGUGGCGUUGCAUAUCUCGGCCGCAGCGGUUUCACCGGCAGCUCACCCAACGGCAUCAGCAUUGGUGGCCGCCCGUGGCUGCAGAAAGUAGCCGCCAUGACUGUCGCCAUCUCCCUGACCAUUGCCACUGCCGAUACGUUUCGCGUCGCUGAAGAGCAGUAUGCCUGGGGUGUGCAAAACGCAGAUCAGUUGCAGUCUGAAGUCAUGGACAGCACCGAACUUAAAAUCAUGCGCCUCAUUUCCGACACGUUUCUGUGGCUGGCGCAGGCGCAAACCUUGAUCCGCCUCUUUCCACGCCAGCGUGAAAAGGUCAUAAUCAAAUGGACCGCCUUUGCCCUCAUCACUCUGCAAGUCAUCUUCAGUGCACUCAACAGCUUUUACUAUCUCACGAGUGGCAGCAACGGCAACGCGAGGCCGCAGAGCUUCGUUGACGCCGUCCCCGCUCUCAGCUACUUAUUCCACCUUUCUCUGGGCUUGCUCUAUGCUGCCUGGGUCAUUUACUAUGCGCUCAUGAAGAAGCGCUACGCAUUCUAUCAUCCCUUGAUGAAGAAUAUGCCACUCAUCUCAGCUCUCUCCAUCCUCUCCAUCCUUAUUCCUGUUGUCUUUUUUGUCUUGGAUAUAUCUAGGCCAGAAUUUAUCGGCUGGGGCGAAUAUGUUCGUUGGGUAGGUGCCGCCGCAGCCAGUGUGGUGGUGUGGGAAUGGGUUGAGAGGAUAGAAGCCCUGGAGCGCGAAGAGAAGAAAGACGGCAUCCUAGGCCGUGAGGUUUUCGACGGCGACGAGAUGGUGGAGGCUUCUGCCUCUGACUUCCCCUGGCUACGGCGCAGGAGGAACCGGAAAAGUCAGGCCGGCGGAGGGGCAGGAAGCAGUGGUGCCGCUGGAAAUGGCGGUGGCGUUGGCGAUAGCGCCGGCGGCGACGGAGGGCCAAGGGAACCUCGACGGCUGCGAGACUUAUGGCGUGGCCUGGUCUUCACACAGGGACGUGAUCGUCCACCAGCGGCCGUGGCACCGCACACGGCUGCAGCGGCCGGUGAGCACCGGACACGGGAUCAGUACGCCAGCAGCGGCGGGCGAUGGGACUUGAGGGCGCGGCUAGAAGACUUUGCGGCGACGCAGGCGGAGAAGGUGCGCGAGAAGAUGCAGCCGACGCCCGAGACGGACAGUCUGCCGGUGACGGUCAUUCCGGCACCGCCGCGGCAAGGAGCGGCACUGGCACGUCUCCUCGAGGAAGAAGGAAUAGACGACCGCCGGUCGCCGCUGGAGCGAAGCACGAGCGGCGGAUCGGGCUUUUCGUCGUUCCCUGGCAUUGGGGCAGGGGCUCUGCCGCACGCCCUGGACAGGACGACGAGCGACGUGUCACGCCAGGCGCCACGAGGAAUGAGCGCCUCGGUCGACACGGCGUCGGUGAACGCGAACCCGAGCCGGCCGCCGCUGUGGCCGGGCGUGCGAACACAGCCGAGCUACGAGCGGGCGGCGACGACUACGACGACGACGUACGAGUACGAAGACGCAUCGGACGUUCAGACACCAACGGAGCACAGCAGGCGGGAGACGGAGGGCUCGCGAGGGCCACCUGCUCCGUGAAGCCGCCGCCGCGGCGUGACCACGGUUCUGCGUGUCUGGGUGGGCUGGGUGUACCAUUAUUACUAUUCAAGCGCGGCGCUUGGGUUUCAUUGGAAUUGAUUGGGCUGGGUGGGCUAUCUACCACGGCUACGGCCUGGACGGAACAAGGAAAGGGUGGAGACAUUUAGCGAACAAAAAGAUCCAACCCGGGAUCAUUUGGCGUUUUACCUGGCGUUGGGUUGAUAGGGAGAAGUUUAUAGUCGUGUGUAGCGUGUAGCGUGCAGCAAGCAGCAAGCAGCAAGCAGCAAGCAAGCA